AUGUCCACUGAUAGCAACCCUGAGGCGACACCAGGCCCUAGCCAUGCUAGGCCACAUCCAAACCCCCGAGCCAGCCACUAUCCACUAAUAAAACCAACCAGCCAACCGGGACGGCAACCUACGGACCAUGGACGGGUCCAACGUCUGGACGACGACCGCCCUCCAUGUCCACUGAUAGCCUACCCUGAGGCGACACCAGGCCCUAGCCAUGCUAGGCCACAUGCAGAGACCAAAUCCCCGAGCCAGCCACCACCCGCUGUAGGCGGUCCAACCAAACGACCGACCCAGCAUUUUUCCGGACACCUUGACAUACGGCGCAAGCGACGUCCAGUGAGGAUGGUCGCUAUUUCUCCACCGCCCACUAAGAGGACUCAGCAGCCACGUCCCCACGAGAGGCCAGGGACGUCGGCCAACCCCCAGCAAAGUCAACCAGCCGCCAGCCGGACUACCUGA
This is a messenger RNA of Anoplophora glabripennis (Asian longhorned beetle), 453 nucleotides long. Its product is annotated as proline-rich protein 2-like. The record is from RefSeq and is a predicted model, not a curated record. Lineage: Eukaryota; Metazoa; Arthropoda; Insecta; Coleoptera; Cerambycidae. The coding region runs from base 1 to 453 and encodes 150 amino acids. The transcript has a single exon.